Penicillium malachiteum is the source of this 885-nucleotide messenger RNA. Its product is annotated as fumarylacetoacetate hydrolase family protein. The transcript has 5 exons. Gene Ontology annotation, molecular function: acetylpyruvate hydrolase activity. Bases 1 to 885 code for a protein of 294 amino acids. The record is from RefSeq and is a predicted model, not a curated record. NCBI's taxonomy places the organism in Eukaryota, Fungi, Ascomycota, Eurotiomycetes, Eurotiales, Aspergillaceae.
AUGUCUAAGAUCGCAUCUACCUUUUCGCGUCUCGUUCGCUUCGUCCCCAAGUCGGACAUCUCCAAGAUUCUCAUCGGAGAGCCUGUGGAUGCGAAGCUCGAUGUCGGUUUGGCCUUGUACAAGGGCCAGGAGGUCUCUGUGCGCCCCUUCACUGGUAGCUCUGUCCUGAGCCCCGGUGAGCCUACUACUACCACCGAAAUUAUUGAGCGUCUGCUCUCUCCCCUCGCUCAGAAGGAAGUUGGCUCUAUCCGCUGCGUUGGUCUGAACUAUGUCUCCCACGCUAAGGAGAUGGCUCUGCCAAUCCCGGAAGUUCCGACUCUCUUCAUUAAGCCUUCUACUGCUCUAGCGGACCCUUACCCCGCCCCCACUGUUCUUCCCAAGAUCACACAGACCGACAACACUGGUGACUACGAGUCCGAGAUGGUCAUUGUUAUCGGUCGUGAUGCCAAGGAUGUUCCCGAGUCUGAGGCUCUGGACUACGUCCUGGGCUACACUGCCGCUAACGAUGUGUCCAGCCGUACCUUCCAGAUGAACCAGAGCCAAUGGUGCUUCUCCAAGGGUUUCGAUGGCUCAUGCCCCAUUGGUCCCACCCUUGUCUCCUCCAAGCUUAUCCCCAAUGUUAGCAAGCUCCAGAUCCGUGGUCUGAAGAACGGCGAUGUCAUGCAAGAUUGCCCUCUGACUGACUUGAUCUUCAACGUUCCUCAGUUGAUUGCCUUCCUUUCUCAGGGCACCACCCUGCCUGCUGGUACUAUCAUCUUGACCGGUACUCCUCCUGGUGUUGGUGCGGCCAAGAACCCUAAGCAGUUCAUUAAGGCUGGUGAUGACUUUGCCGUUGAGCUGCUGCCUCACGUUGGUACUUUGAUCAACAAGAUCGAGCACCAGUAA